UGUAACCAUGUCAAUAUUCCUCCCUCGCUUUUUACGCCAAAACAUGGCCUCAUCUUGGCUUUCUCAACCUGCGUAACGGUGUUUGCCUAUCGUACGAAAACAGAAGAGCCGUAAUUGCGCAGGAAUGACGAUAUUCCUAAAAUAAGAUACGGAACUUCAGAGAGUAUCCACCUAAGUGGCAACGCGUUUGUUUGAUUCUUUUCUUUCUUCUCGGUUUAUUACCAGUGUAAUCUGACAGGUCAGUACUGCGUUUAUAAAGACUUCCUAUAUCCUAAAGUUUCUCACUGGCACUAAAGGUGGGCGCUAUACUGCGACCAUCUACGGAUCCCGUGGAUAUGGAUCGGGCAGGAGUGUUAUCUUUACGGACAUGUCUUUUGCUCAGACUUCUGGCGACAGCUGCUUUGUGUGCGCCACAGCGCUGCGGGGACUAUUUUCAAGGACUAUGCAAAGCUCACCAGGAGAAGAGACCCGAAUGCACGGACAUCAUGCUGGCUUACUGUGAUGACAUGCCCUACACCAAGACUACGUACCCCAACAUCCUGGGUCAGAGGAACCGUGAGGAGGUAGAGCAGAGCACCGAGUACCUGCUGCUGAGUGUGAUGAACUCUCUGCUGGGUGGGGAAUGCACCCCAGACAUGCGCAUGCUGGCCUGCUCUGUGGUAGCACCACACUGCGAGGGUCACAGGAUCGUCAAGCCGUGCCGCAGCACCUGCGAGGCUGUCCACAAGGCCUGUGCCCACGCCUUUGAGGGCAUUGCCAUGGCCUGGCCCUACUUCCUGGACUGCGACCGCUUCUUCGUCAGUGAAGAGGAGGGCUGCUAUAAUCCCCUGGAAGGCCUGCGUGAGAGAGAGGUGAUUGCAGUGACCAGUGGUUCUACAGAGGAGCCCUCAACAAUCAUCCAGUUCCUUUAUCACUCCAACACACAAAUGCUCAACAUCCUAGAGAAGACAGCGGAACAGUGUUCCCACAUUUCUAGAACAUACAGCAUUGGACAGAGUUUUGAAAAGAGAGACCUGCUGGUAAUUGAGUUUUCCAACAACCCUGGAGAGCAUGAGCUAUUGGAGCCUGAAAUCAAGUACAUUGGGAACAUGCAUGGGAACGAAGGCGUGGGCAGAGAGCUGCUGAUUUACCUAGCCCAGUACCUGUGCUCUGAGUAUAUGCUGGGGAACACUCGCAUCCAGAACCUCAUCAAUACCACACGGAUACAUCUCCUACCCUCCAUGAACCCGGACGGCUACGAGUUGGCCUUUUCUGAAGUGUACAGCGGAACUGACUCAGAUUACGAUGAGGAUGCCAGAUACAGUAGGGAUGCAGGUGGCCGAAACAAUGCCCAGAACAUAGACCUCAAUAGGAACUUCCCAGACCUGACCUCUAUCGUCUACAGCCAACGUAGGCUCAGGCAUUACCGCACUGACCAUAUCCUCAUCCCAGACUCGUACUGGGAUGGUAAGGUCGCUCCAGAGACAUAUGCCGUCAUGAAGUGGAUACGAUCGCUUCCUUUUGUCCUGUCAGCUAACUUCCACGGAGGAGAUCUGGUUGUGUCCUACCCUUACGACCUCUCCAAGAGUCCUCGGGGAAAUAUGUUCUCUCCAACCCCGGACGAGCAGGUCUUCAAGCAGUUAGCCAGAACGUAUGCAGAUGCCCAGGCUGCCGAUGUCGCAAUGGCCAGCCAUGACACGUACAGCUGUGGUAGCAAGUUUGAUGAUAAAAGGGGUAUUGUCAAUGGGGCUGAAUGGUACAGCAUUGCAGGAGGAAUGGCAGACUUCAAUUAUCUCCACACAAACUGCUUUGAGAUAACAGUAAACCUUGGCUGUGACAAGUUUCCCCCAAAGGAAGAUCUGUAUAGCAGCUGGCAAGCCAAUAAAGAAGCUCUCCUGAGUUUAAUGGAGUCGGUGCAUAAUGGGAUAAAAGGCAUUGUAAAAAAUGAAGAUGGGCAUGGUAUUAAAGGAGCCACUGUGUCAGUCAAAGGGAUCAGGCAUCACAUCACAACAGCUGAAAAUGGAGACUACUGGAGACUGCUGACCCCUGGCAUCCACGUCGUGGCUGCCUCAGCGCCGGGUUACGCAAAAGCCAGGAAGAGGGUGCACCUUCCCAGUAACAUGCAGCGGGCAGGCAGAGUGGACUUUGUGCUUAGGAAGACUCAGUUAAAGCUUGAUGACUUCCCAUCUGUGGGCACAUACAUGCGAUUCGACCCUUUUAAGCAGCACUACGACGUGAGGGAAUCUGAGCAAGGAGAAGCGGAGAGGCAAGAAAAGCCCUGGUGGUGGUCAUACUUUGCCCAUGCUAGUAACCAAAACCCCACCUGGCUCCUGAGAAAUUAGCUCCACCUAGUGGUCUGAUGGCAUCUUUGCAGGUCGUUCUUGUGUACACUUAAUCUUAUCUUAAUAUGUUACAUGAAUAUUGUUUGCUAUAACACAGCAAACUAUGUGGUGUUCAGAGCAAAGCAUUACUAUGAAACAUUAAAGUGCAGUCUACCAGAUUUUCCAUAGACUAUCCAAAAGAACUAUUUUAUUUCAACUCAUAAUUACAACAGUGGCCUGUGGUAAAAUGUACUUAAUAAAAUGUAUAAUCUUCGGGUCCUUACAGUUGUCUUCUGAUAAUGUUCAUAAAAUAACAAAUUUAAACCAA
Electrophorus electricus (electric eel) is the source of this 2628-nucleotide messenger RNA. RefSeq names its product carboxypeptidase Z-like. Gene Ontology annotation, molecular function: zinc ion binding; protein binding; metallocarboxypeptidase activity. The record is from RefSeq and is a predicted model, not a curated record. NCBI's taxonomy places the organism in Eukaryota, Metazoa, Chordata, Actinopteri, Gymnotiformes, Gymnotidae. Gene Ontology annotation, biological process: peptide metabolic process; protein processing.